GGAUUUCUUUUGCACAGACUUCUGGGAAAUGUAGUCCGUGCGACUGUGACAUCACAGGGAGCCUUCCAGGAAAUCCUAAUCCGGGUUUUGUUCUGUGGAAGUGCGUCUUCCUCAAAGUUGGGCGCAAGUCCUGCCCUGCUGGAUCUCCUGCUGCGUGUCUGACUUGGAGGAAAUGCUGUCGUUCUGGGACGUGGCCAUUGAUUUCUCUCCAGAAGAGUGGGAAUGUCUGGAGCCUGCUCAGUGGAAUCUGUAUAGGGAUGUGAUGUUGGAGAAUUACAGCCACCUUGAUUUCCUGGGUCUUGCUGUCUCUAAGCCAUUCCUGGUGACAUUUCUGGAGCAAAGACAAGGACCUUGGGAUGUGAAGAUACAAACAGAAGCCCCUGUGCUUCCAGGAAUGAUACCCAAUGAUUGUAACAAUUAUAGCAAGGCCACUGAUUAUAAAUCACUCCUUAUUCAACACCAGAGAAUUCAUACAGGGGAGAAACCAUACAAAUGUGAAGAAUGUGGUAAGGCCCUUAGUUCUCAUAAAGCACUUUCCAUACACCAGAGACUUCACACUGGAGAAAAACCCUAUCAGUGUAAAGAAUGUCAUAAGGCCUUCAAUACACGAUCAUCACUUUUCAUACACCAGAAAAAUCAUACUGAUGAAAAAAUAUACAAGUGUGAAGAAUGUGGCAAAUCAUUUUACUAUCCCUCAAUGCUGAAGCAACAUCAGAGAAUUCAUUCUGGAGAGAAACCCUACAAGUGUGAAGAAUGUGGCAAAUCCUUUUGCUAUCCUUCAUUCCUUAAGCAACAUCAAAGAAUUCAUUGUGGUGAAAAUCCCUACAAGUAUGAAGAGUGUGACAAAAGAUUUUCCUUUUCUGCAAGCCUUCAGGAACAUAAAAAAGUUCAUACUGGAGAGGAACCAUACAAGUGUGAAGAAUGUCACAAAGCCUUUCGUUUUCACUCAGCUCUUAGGAUACACAAGACAGUUCAUACUGGAGAGAAACCCUACAAGUGUGAAGUGUGUGGCAAAUGUUUUUCCUCAUCUUCAUGCCUCAGACGACAUCAAACAAUCCACUCUGAAGACAACCCUUACAAGUGUGAAGUGUGUGGCAGAUGUUUUUGCUCAUCUUCAUCCCUUAGACGACAUCAAACGUUCCAUUCUGAAGACAACCCCUAUAAGUGUGUAGAAUGUGGCAAAAGAUUUUCCUGUUCUGCAAGCCUUCAGGAACAUCAAACAAUUCAUACUGGAGAGAAACCGUACAAGUGUGAAGAAUGUCACAAAGCCUUUCGGUAUCACUCAGCUCUUAGGAGACACAAGAGAGUUCAUACUAGAGAGAAAUCCUACCAGUGUGAAGAGUGUGGAAAAUGUUUUUCCUCAUCUUCGUGCCUUGAACGACAUCAAGCAAUUCACACUGAAGGUAAUCCCUACAAAUGUGUGGAGUGUGGCAAAGCCUUUGUUAAUCUUUAUAGCCUUACUCGACACAUGAUAGUUCACACAGGAGAGAAAUCCUACAAAUGUCAGAAAAAGUUUACUUCUUCAGACCUUAAGACACAUCAAAUGAUUUAUUCUGAAUAAAACUGAGUAUGUGGAA
Messenger RNA from Phodopus roborovskii (desert hamster), 1577 nucleotides. Its product is annotated as zinc finger protein 58. The transcript has 4 exons. NCBI's taxonomy places the organism in Eukaryota, Metazoa, Chordata, Mammalia, Rodentia, Cricetidae. Gene Ontology annotation, biological process: regulation of immune system process; regulation of cytokine production; negative regulation of transcription by RNA polymerase II. The record is from RefSeq and is a predicted model, not a curated record. The coding region runs from base 173 to 1561 and encodes 462 amino acids.